AUGAAGGUAUCAUUUUCGUUUACUUCGCUGCUGGCACUCUCUUCUCUGGCUACAGGCUCUCUUGCCAGCACCUUCCAGUCUGCCAAGUGGGCUGCAAUCCCUCCUGACUACAACACUGCCUUGCAAUUUUUGGCCAACAUCUCGCCUGAAGGUGCUUCACCUGGGGCUGUUGGCGCCGCGCCCAGCAAGAGCAACCCAGACUACUACUACCACUGGACCCAUGAUGCCGGUACCACCCUCUUGGAGAUCUCCACCUGGCUCAACGGAACAUCUGACGCGUCAGGGUCUGAGGUGUAUAGCAAGAAACUCGCCGACUAUGCCAAUUGUAGCCGCAGCAUCCAGACCAUCGAGAGUCCGUCAGGAAUCGGCACUGCAAAAUUCAUGAUGGAUGGCUCAGCGUUCACUGGAGCCUGGUGCAACCCGCAGCGCGAUGGUGCGGCGAUCCGCGCCAUCUCGCUAAUUAGCUACGCUCGCUGGCUCAUCGAGCACAGCAAGGACGUGUCGCAGUACUAUGAUGGCAAGGACCCAUCUGAGUCGGUUAUCAAGGGUGAUCUUGAGUAUAUCGCAAGCAGCUGGAAUGCCGACAACAACGGGUGCGGCAUCUGGGAAGAGAUCCGUGGUAACCACUUCUACACAUGCAUGAUCCAGCGCCGUGCCAUGAUUGAGGGCGCGCAGUUUGCGGCUCAAAUGGGCGACACUGGCACUGCCUCCAUGUACGAAUCCCAGGCUGUGCCUAUCACUGGCAAUAUGACCAGUUUCUGGAACAACGACAAGAACCUGAUCUUGCCAACCAUCAACAGCAACGGGGGUGUCAACAAACCGGCCAAUAUUGAUUCACAAGUGCUUCUGGCUGCGCUACAUGCUUCCUUGGGUGAUGGAUUCUACAUUGUCGACUCUGACCAGAUGCUAGCUUCAGUUGUCGCCAAGACUAACGCGUUCAAGCCGCUGUACCCGAUCAACACUGAUACUGAGGCGACAGCCAGCUCUGCUACAAUGCCAAUUGCUGUUGCGCUUGGCCGCUACCCCAAGGACGCACACAAUGGCUACAACUCUGGACAACAAGGAAACCCGUGGUCGCUGAUCACCUCAGGUAUGGCGGACUACCACUACCGCCUGGUUGAAACCUGGUCCACAGCCGGCAAGGUUACCAUCACCAAGGCGACAGGGACAUUCUUCAAUCAGAUGAAGGAAUUUUAUGGAAUCGCGUUUACCAAUGCGUACGAGGUUGGUGCCACGCAUACCAGUGACUCUGACACAUUUGGUGGGCUCCUGGCCAACACCAUACUGUCAGGCGACCGUUAUAUGGUACAGGUUGCCCACCAUACGGAUGCAUCGGGAUUGAUGACCGAGCAAUGGCUGUGCGGCGAGGGGACCCCAACUGGCGCUCCGAAUCUGAUCUGGUCGUUCGAGGCACAUACUUCCGCAGCACAUCACCGUACAGCUGCAUCGCGGAUUGUGUAUGGCAACUAAGCCUGCU
Molecule: messenger RNA, 1477 nt
Organism: Linderina pennispora
Lineage: Eukaryota; Fungi; Kickxellomycota; Kickxellomycetes; Kickxellales; Kickxellaceae
Exons: 2
Coding region: 1-1470 (489 amino acids)
Biological process (GO): polysaccharide metabolic process
Cellular component (GO): fungal-type vacuole
Molecular function (GO): glucan 1,4-alpha-glucosidase activity
Source: RefSeq, a predicted model, not a curated record